UCUGUGUUCAGGCGAAACUUCAUAUAAGAAGCUAGAAAUGACUGUUUUAUAACAAACCUUCAGAAAAAAAUAGGUGGCGGUAAUGCAGCGAUCGGCGUUUGACAUCAAGUAAAGUUACCACUAGAGCGAGUCGACGAAAACAGCAGGAUGAGGGCUCUGUCACUUUUGAAGAGGUACAUGUCAAACGUGCCAUGGGCCGUAUGGCAAAACGGAUAUCGCUGGAGCUCCUCCGUACAGAAACUGGAGUCAAACACAACCCUCCUGAAACAUCUUGCUUAUAAAAUCAAUGCCACCGGUCCUAUUUCAGUGGCUGAGUAUAUGAGGGAAGCCCUCACCAAUCCAGUUUCAGGCUAUUACACAAGGAAUGACAUGCUUGGACCAGACGGUGAUUUCAUUACGUCACCAGAGAUCAGUCAGAUUUUUGGUGAGCUGUUAGGUGUCUGGUGUGUCAGCGAGUGGAUGGCAGCUGGAAAACCCAGCGUGUUACAUUUAGUGGAACUUGGACCAGGCAGAGGCUCAUUGGCCGGUGACAUCCUGAGGGUGUUCAGACAAUUGAAAUCUGUCCUAGGUGAGGCUGAUGUGUCCCUUCACCUGGUUGAGGUCAGCCCAAAAUUAAGUCGAGUUCAGGCCGAGCGUCUCACCAGAGAUCAGCAGCAGGAGUAUGAUGCUAAGGAAGAGCUGGUUUACCGCAGUGGCACCACACACACGGGUCUACCUGUAUGCUGGUACCGCAGGAUUGAGGAUGUUCCGAAGGGUUUUAGUGUCUUCCUCGCUCAUGAGUUUUUUGAUGCUUUGCCUAUUUACAAGUUUCAGAGAACAGAAAAAGGCUGGCGAGAGGUCUUGGUUGAUGUUGAUCCUGAAAGUCCAGAUAAACUGAGAUUUGUGCUUUCUCACAGUCCCACGCUGGCCUCUGCCACAUUUGUACAGCUUGAUGAGAAAAGACAGCAUGUGGAGGUGUGUCCAGAGGGUGGAGUCACCAUUCAAAAUCUGGCCAACCGGAUUGCGGAGGACGGGGGCGCAGCCCUGAUCGCCGACUACGGACACGAUGGAAUAAAAACAGAUACAUUCAGAGGCUAUAAAGGGCAUCAGCUGCACAAUGUUUUGGAGGCACCAGGCAUGGCAGAUCUGACAGCAGAUGUGGAUUUCGGGUACUUGAGGAAGAUGGCAGGAGGUCAGGUGACCUGCUUGGGACCAAUCACACAACAAUCCUUCCUGAAGAACAUGGGCAUUGAUACACGCAUGCAGGUCCUCCUGAGGAGCUGUCAUGACAAGGACACCCAAGCACAGCUCAUUCACAGCUAUGACUUUCUGACCAACCCUAAGAAAAUGGGACACCGGUUUCAGUUCUUCUCUGUGCUGGGUCGAGGUCGGCUGGCUCAGAGUAAAGGGCAUCAGAAGGCUGGGACACCACCGCCCGUGGCGGGCUUUACUGAAUUGUGCCGGCAGUGAAUGAGCUGAAGAGCUAGAUGAGAGACUUGUUUUGUAUGAUAGAUGCAACCCUGUGCUGGAGUUGUGCAUUGGAUUGGAUGAGUGUUUCAUUCAGGUCAAGAACAUAUUGUCUGAUUGAAAUGUUUCCUGUAUUUAUUAAAGUAUCAAUUAGUGUAAACAUAGCAGAGUUUAUUUUUGCAGUCUGAAGUCUAAAUACAGUGUUGUGUCUGAAGCUUUCUUUGUAAUGUUUAUUUAGAACGUGUGUGCGUGCGCGGCGCGUGCGUGUGUGCAUGCGUGCGUGUGACAAAGUCAUCCAACAGCAAUGUGAAAGAGGUUAUUACAAAAAAAAUAUUUUUGCACUUUUCCUGAAUUCAUGUACAAAUAUGACUGUUGUAUUGCUUAAAAGUGAAUAUAAAUUUGUAUUCUUUGCAGUAUUUGAGGUCUGAAAAAAUACAGAGGAUAUUUUCCGUUAUUUUGACCUGUUCCUCAGAUUUUCAUUUUUUUUACAAAUAAAUGCAAAUAGAGUUUACUUGAAAUUUGGUAGAAAUAUUGUUUGUAGUUUACAGAAAGAAACAAAAAUAAUCUAAACCCUUUAGUACAUUUUAAAAUCAGAAAAACUUAUUUUGAAAUGGUGUCAUCUUUUCCCCCGGCUGUAUAUGCGCCUGGUUUAUUAUAAAAUAUAUCAUUGUAUAUUUCUCGCUACUACUAAUAAUAAUAUUCAUUGUUUAAUAUUAAUUUUAUAAUAAUAGUUAUUAUUAUGCAUACACAUUGUUAUA
Messenger RNA from Triplophysa rosa, 2204 nucleotides. RefSeq names its product NADH:ubiquinone oxidoreductase complex assembly factor 7 (gene ndufaf7). Gene Ontology annotation, molecular function: protein-arginine omega-N symmetric methyltransferase activity. Gene Ontology annotation, cellular component: mitochondrion. Lineage: Eukaryota; Metazoa; Chordata; Actinopteri; Cypriniformes; Nemacheilidae. The record is from RefSeq and is a predicted model, not a curated record. The transcript is spliced from 11 exons. Gene Ontology annotation, biological process: mitochondrial respiratory chain complex I assembly. The coding region runs from base 148 to 1449 and encodes 433 amino acids.